ACCCAAACACAAAUUCUAUUAUAGUUCCUUAGACAAUUUAACCUGAGCUGUUUUGUGUUAUGUUGAGCUUAGAAGGUAAGACUUUAAUUUGCACCUUUACCCAAAGCAGUGUUGUGUUGUGUUCCACUACUUGAACUAUCUUAUGUGUGUGGUUGAGGCUAUACUAUAAAUUACACUCUCUCUUCUUUAGUGUUUCACAUAACCGUGAGUUUCAUAAAUAGAGAGAAAGUAUAUGCCUUUUGUUAAAAGGAUGUGAAGAAAAAAGAAGGGUAUCAUCAUGUCUUUUAUUGGGUUAGGUGUUGCUUUAAGCGUUGUGUUUGGUUUUCUCUUGUUGGCUCUGGUUGCUGAACUCUGCUACUUGUUGCUUUGGAAGAAGAAGAAGAAGAAGGAGGAGAAUACUGAGGUUGAAGAGCUUGAAAAGGGUGUGCUUUAUGGUGUGUGUUGCAGCAACAACAAUUCUCUGAGUGUUGUUGUUGCAUCUGAAGAAGAAGGGAACAACAAGGGUGAAGCUGAUUUGGAUUUGGAGAACAAAGAUGUGGUUUUGAAGAAUAAUGGGGUGGAAGAAAGUGUGGAACUUGAGUUGAUGAGGCUUCACAAUCUGGCUGGUCCACCAAGAUUCUUGUUCACAAUCAAGGAGGAAACAAAGGAAGAUUUGGAAUCUGAAGAUGGGAAAUCAAGGUGUGGUGGUGAUGGUAGGAGCAGAAGAGGUUCAAGAACAAGGAGUUUGAGUGAUUUGAUGGUUGCAAUUGACACACCUUUUCUUAAUUCAAUGGUUUCUUCACCAUUGAGGAACUCUUUGGAGAAUCUUGAAGGAUUCAACAACCCUCUCUUUGAAUCAUCUUCACCACCAUCUUCUUCAGAGUUCAAUAACAGGUUUAUUAGGCCUUCAUCAUCACCUCCUCCAAAGUUCAAGUUCUUAAGAGAUGCUGAGGAGAAGUUGUAUAGAAGAUUGAUGGAAGAAGCUCAGAGGAAGGCACAACAGAAUCAGAAUCAGAAUCUUGUAGCUGAAACUACUGAGGUUAAAGUUAAAGAUUCCCCUAAUUCAACAACAAUGCUUAGUGUCAUUAACACCAACACAGAAAGAGAACAGAAACAGCUUCAUCAGAAGAAUCUACCACACUUUCCUUCAAGUUCAUCACAGAUUCUUCCAUUGGAAUCUUCUCCUACAACACUCACACCAGUUCACAAGCCAUCCAUGGUACAUUAGAUCUCCAAAUACUAGUCUUUUUUUUUUUCCCGGGAUUUUUUCAAGAAUGUGAUUAAUCCAUUUUAGAGUGUAGUUUAGACUAAUUAAUAUUCUGAACUUGAAUUCUCUCUAGGGUUGUAGUGUGCUGUUAUUAUUUCACCAACACCCUUGGUAAAAAUACUACUAGUCUUUAGUUUUAAUUUUUUAAUUUUAAUUUUAAUUUCCCUCCAUAUGUUAAGUUAAUUGUAUUAAUUGACACUGUGGUAAUUAUGCUUCUCUCUUUUUCUGUUCUCUAAUAAUUUGUGUACUUUUGAAAUGAUUGUGAUGGACAAGAAUGUGCUGCAAAAUUUGCAAAUUAGCAUGCUGUUAAAACAGUUAAUGAUUCAUGUGAAUGAUGGUGGUUUGAUCGAUGCAUUUAUUUAUGCAUAU
Molecule: messenger RNA, 1615 nt
Organism: Arachis stenosperma
Lineage: Eukaryota; Viridiplantae; Streptophyta; Magnoliopsida; Fabales; Fabaceae
Exons: 1
Coding region: 278-1207 (309 amino acids)
Source: RefSeq, a predicted model, not a curated record